GGAAGUGGCGGCGGGUGGGCGAGACUUGGUCUUAUUGAAUACGUCGACAAGGGAGAGACGGUCCCACUUUCAAGACCACCUCAGCAAACUCCUAGGACUAGAAACUAACUUAGUAGCCAAACUCGUUCACUAACCAGCAACUGCAGCUAAAAGACGUCAAGUAGCAGCAGCAGCACCACCACUUGAACAACAAGAAGACAACAAGAUGGUGGCCAAGCAGAGGAUUAGGAUGGCCAACGAGAAGCACAGCAAGAACAUCACACAGAGGGGAAACGUGGCCAAGUCCACGAGGAACCUGGUGGACGACAAAGGCGUCGGACCCUGGCUGCUCGCCCUCUUCCUCUUCGUCGUCUGUGGAUCAGCUAUCUUCCAGAUCAUCCAAAGCAUCCGGAUGGGCAUGUAGUGAUGAGAUCAUCAUCGCACGGCCGACGAUGACAUCUGUCGCCGUGACGCAACCUCGGCUGCCGACCUCACCGAUACAUUCCUGAACUUUGACCUGCGAUCAUUCCUGACCGGAUCCGCCACACGUGUGGGACAUGCACGUGCACACGUGUGCGGUUGUUUGCCAAACGUGUCGCCGCAGAUGACCUUCUCACUGUUGUUUAUCUGUGCCAAAGCCCCCCCCCCCCCCCCCCCGCUGAUGAGGCCUUAUUGGACAGACAGACGGGGGCGGGGUCAAAGUGCACCUGAUGACCAAAACACAGAGUGUGUGCGUGAGGGAGACAAUAAAGUUUGUUUUGAACACCGUG
Phycodurus eques (leafy seadragon) is the source of this 749-nucleotide messenger RNA. RefSeq names its product stress-associated endoplasmic reticulum protein 1. Gene Ontology annotation, cellular component: endoplasmic reticulum. Gene Ontology annotation, biological process: endoplasmic reticulum unfolded protein response. Bases 206 to 403 code for a protein of 65 amino acids. The record is from RefSeq and is a predicted model, not a curated record. The transcript has 3 exons. Lineage: Eukaryota; Metazoa; Chordata; Actinopteri; Syngnathiformes; Syngnathidae.